Messenger RNA from Ostertagia ostertagi, 1104 nucleotides. The record is from the annotation of a GenBank genome assembly. NCBI's taxonomy places the organism in Eukaryota, Metazoa, Nematoda, Chromadorea, Rhabditida, Trichostrongylidae.
AUGACGGUGGCGCUGCGUGAACCCCGUGUGCUGUGGCUGACCGGCCUGUCCGGUGCCGGCAAGUCGACACUCGCGACAGCCCUGCACCGGCAGCUCCAGGAGGCCGGACAGCCCGUGGCCGUGCUCGAUGGUGACGCCGUGCGCGGUGGCUUGUGCCGGGGUCUGGGCUUCAGCCCCGAGGACCGCCGCGAGAACAUCCGCCGUGUCGCGGAAGUCGCCAAGCUGAUGCGUGAGGCCGGCCUCGUCGUGAUCUGCGCGCUGAUCUCGCCCCUCCGGGAGGACCGUGCGAUGGCGCGGGACAUCGUGGGUGCCGAGCAUUUCCGCGAGGUCCACGUGGCCACGCCGCUGUCGCUUGUGCUUGUGGCCGUGGUCGGCAUAGCUGCAAUGCAUCCAGGCGGACGUCAUGGCCUGCACGAUGCCCUGCGUGGGGAUGGCAUUCGCGACGAGAUCGGCAUGGUCGAGCAGCAGGCCGCGAUUGGCCUCGCCGUGCGCGGCGUGCACGAACGGUGCCGUAAACCAACCGAGCAUCAGCGGCAACAACUGGUCCGGCGGCAGUUUCAGCACACCCGACAUCAGUUCCGGCGGCAUGGCGUCCAGCGAAUAGAACAGCGACAGCACGAAAACCUGAUUCGGCCGCAGCGUCAGGCUGCCGUUCGGGUUGCGAAUACCGUUGUAACGGAGCAGAUGAAACGGCCCUUCAUACCCGCUGAGCUCGAAGAAAGCCUCGAGCACGGGUUUGCGGCCGGCGAGAAACUCAAUCUGCCCCAGAUCGAUCUGGAAAUCCGGGCUGCACAGCAGCGCGGAAAUCAUCGCGGCAAUACGGGUGUAGGCGGCGCGCCGCUGCUCGGCGGUGCUGCCGUGCGGCAGGAUGCCGAAGGGGUCGCGGGCCUGGGCCACGUGGCUGAGCAACUGCAGCAGCAGGGUAACGCCUUCUCGCGUCUGACGCUGAAAGACGGCGCGUUCGAGUUUGUCGAGGGUCUCGUCGACCUGGAAGGGCGUGGAAGUGGUCAUGUCGCGAAGAAGCAAUGCCCGUGGCGCGCAAAACGCGGCCAUGGCAUGUCGGAAAGAGGCAAAGGGAUCCGGCGGUCGGAUCAAUCCUUAUGA